Messenger RNA from Aspergillus sclerotioniger CBS 115572, 930 nucleotides. RefSeq lists its product as uncharacterized. The transcript has 2 exons. NCBI's taxonomy places the organism in Eukaryota, Fungi, Ascomycota, Eurotiomycetes, Eurotiales, Aspergillaceae. The record is from RefSeq and is a predicted model, not a curated record. Bases 51 to 590 code for a protein of 179 amino acids.
UCUCUCUUUCUCAACUGUGUAUCUCCAUCUACUCCCCCUCUUUAUUCACCAUGUACGAAUCCUACCGCCCCCAUCCCCUCCUGGCCCAGGUCCCCUUGACCGUCUCCCCGUUCAUCAACCUCCCCACUUCCGUCACUCUCCCCUACACCUACAAGUCCGUCCCCUCGACUCUUCCCCCCUCCGUAACCGUCGACCCCAGUAACCCCGACGCCAAACCUCGCUACGUUGUCUCGCCCAGUGGUGAGCACGCCGCCUCCCCAGAGGAGAUCCUCGCCUCCUGCAACUCCCUCGAGCAGCACCUGAACAAGACCCGCAGUGACGCCGAGAAAGCGAUUCAGGGCUGGGAGGACUCCAUCACCCAGCGCGAUCUAGCAGAAAAGAGGCGUGUUGCUCCGGGAUGGCUAGACAGAGACGAGAAGAUACUUCAACCCCUCCAGCCAAGUAAUGCGACGUCUGCACACAGUCAACCCCAACUGAGUCUCCUGGACAGCUCUUUCUCCGACCCCAGCGCGGCCGCAUUGCCCUCAAUGGUGCCGCGCGAUGAGGGUGAGGAGCUGGAUCGAGCAUUUGGCGGCCUGGACGUGAAAUGAGAGGCUGGAUAUGAUCUGGAAUACAAUCCUUGGGACUCACGGGAGGCCUUGAAUUGAUCCCUACCGCGGGAGACCGCAGGUGUCUGCAAUGGCCCCUUACUUUAGCGGGUUAGCACACUCAUCCCAGGCUGCGACAGUCCAAGCUUGCGCACUGCAUACUGCAAGAGAUCCCAGGUGCAGGGCUUUACAUCCGGACUACCUAGCUGGGCGGCAGUCCGCAGUAGUCCACUGCGCCAGACGAGGGAUAGCCAUGUUUGGUACCACCUGAACAUAGCAGACCAGGAUAUCGAUUAAGCUUAGAAGAUCUAGAAGUCAAUCAAGUAACACUGCCUAUUUACGC